Molecule: messenger RNA, 4332 nt
Organism: Pollicipes pollicipes
Lineage: Eukaryota; Metazoa; Arthropoda; Thecostraca; Pollicipedomorpha; Pollicipedidae
Product: netrin receptor UNC5C
Exons: 20
Coding region: 203-3163 (986 amino acids)
Biological process (GO): motor neuron axon guidance; netrin-activated signaling pathway
Cellular component (GO): membrane
Molecular function (GO): netrin receptor activity; protein binding
Source: RefSeq, a predicted model, not a curated record
GGGGUGCGCGUGACGGCGCGGGAGCAGCGUAGACUCUCAGGCUGCGGGCGUCGGUGUGACGAGGUUGUGACGAGGUCCGGAACCGGAGCUAGUGGUUGUGGACCCUGGCCGAUCGAGAUACAGUGGCGGUUGUAUCUCCGACUGCACCCCGGCCGGGACUCGUUUUAUGGGUGUGCGUCUUGACCUCUGACAACGUGCCGUAAUGGGGACCCUCGGGCGCCUACUGGGCGUGGCCUGCGUGCUGGUGUUGACCUCAGGUCAAACCCUGCGCGGCAGCCCCCACUCCGAACCUGUCGACGACCACCAGCUGUUGUCGGACGUCCUGCCAACAGGACCCAGCUUCGACCAAUCAGCGCCCGUCUUCCUCGAAGUCCCCGCCCCCACCUACGUGAUUCGCAACAAGCCGGCGACCUUGACCUGUCGGGCGGCGCACGCGCUCCACCUCUACUUCCGGUGCAACGGCGAGCUGCAGGACGACCGGGAGCACUCGCGGGCCGACUAUGUGGACCCGCAGACGGCCAUCCGAGAGCUGGAGGUCAAGCUGGACGUGGACAAGCGGGGCGUGGAGGAGUACUUCGGCGACUAUCGCUGCGUGUGCGUGGCAUGGAGCAGCAGCCGAGGCGAGAAGGUCAGCUCCGGCGUCCAGAUCACGGCGGCCUACCUGAAGAAAUCGUUCCACACGCCGCCAUUCUCCGACCGCGUGGAGGUGGACCAGACGGUGGAGCUGCGCUGCGUCCCACCCGAGGGCAACCCGCCGCCCUCGCUCAGCUGGCUCAAGAACAGCGUGACGGUCGACCCCAAGCUGGACCCCAACUACAUCAUCUCGAACGAGGGCAACCUGCUGAUCGCGGCCGCCAAGCUGUCCGACAUGGCCAACUACUCGUGCGUUGCCGAGAACGUGGCCAACCGCCGAGUCAGCCCUCCGGCGCGGCUCACCGUCUACGUGGACGGCGGCUGGUCCAGCUGGGGCGCCUGGUCCGACUGUAACCCGCAGUGUGGUCCGGGUCAGAUGACGCGGCGACGUACCUGCGACAGCCCGCGACCGCUCAACGGGGGCCAGGCGUGCCGCGGCCCCGCCCGCCAGACGGCCGAGUGCAACUCACUCUGCCCACCGGUGGCGGGCGGUUGGAGCCAGUACGGCGACUGGUCAGCAUGCGACGCGUCGUGCCGGCAGUACCGGCGCCGCUCGUGCUCAGCGCCACCGCCCGAGCACGGCGGCCGGCCGUGCGCCGGACCCGACCGCGUCUCCAGGAACUGCUCAGAGACUGAGUGCACAGGCGGACUGCUGCCGGGCCUGGAGCGAACAAGAACCGAUCAAGCGGCUCGAGCGGUGGCGCAGUCGGACGUGGCGCUGUAUGUCGGUCUGGCGGUGGCCCUGCUCGUCUUUCCGAUGAUCGCGCUGAUCGCCCUGAAGCUGUACCGACGCAAGGGCCGCGGCCAGAGCAUGUACGGGCUCACCGAGAGAGACUACGAAGCUCGCUACUACGACAAUUCGAAAAAGCAGCUGGGUUAUGCGCCUGACCUGACAUCUAGCGUUGCCAUCAUGAACCCGGCGGCGCCCAGUCUGAACAACGACUAUUCCUACGGCGACCCGAACAGCAACAAGACUGCGCUCCUGAGCUCGCCAUCCGAGCACCACUACGACGAGCCGCACCUCUUUUUGGUAAAGCACAUGGACGCGGCACAGUAUUCUGGCGGGGACAGCGAUCAGGUGGCGCCAUCUCUGGCGAGUCGCGGGAACCCCAACUCCGACAACCCGCCGCAUAGUUCUUCUUCGUACUGCAGCUCGCCCACAUCACGACCCAACUCACUGUAUGAUGUCGAGCCGGCGUCCUGCCGCCAAUCACUGCUCUCGGCCACCCUGCCAUCUGGUGUCAACCCGGACAACCUCGAGUUCGGCACGGUGACGUCAGCGGGAGCGGCGCUUACCCUGGCGGACGCGGGCGUGACGCUGAUGAUUCCGGAGGGGGCGGUGGCGCCUGGCCAACGGGAGGAGGUGUACCUGGCCGUGAUGAGUGACGCCAAGGAUCGACCUCAGCUGGCAGACCACGAGACGCUGCUGUCGCCGGUGGUGCUGGCCGGACCGCCGGGCGCCCAGUUUCUGAAGCCGGUCGUCCUCAGCUUCCACCACUGCGCCAACCUCAAGACCAACUGGAACGUGUCCGUGUACGGCUCUGAGAGUCAGCCGGACGAACCGCCGCAGUGGGAGAGCGUGGUCAUGCUGGGCGAGGAGACGAUCAACACGCCGGUGUACACCCAGGUGGACCAGAGCAAGGUCCACAUCAUGACAGAGUGCCUGCAGCGCUUCGUCCUGGUCGGCGAGCCGACCAGCAGCGGUCCGGCGGUGAAGAAUCUCAAGCUGGCGGCCUUCGGACCUCGUCUGGUGCAGGGCUCCACCGAGUACUGCAUACGCGUCUACGUCAUCGAGGACACCAAGGCCGCCUUCGAGAGCGUGCUGCAGCUGGAGAGGAAGCUGGGCGGCCGGCUGCUGGACAAGCCGAAGACGAUGCUGUUCCAGAGUGGAGGAGCCAGCCUCUGUCUGGCACUGGAGGAUCUCAGCCUCGGAUGGAAGUGCAAGCCGCAGGGCGACUACCAGGAGAUCCCGUUCCGGCACGUGUGGAGCAGCACGUGUCCACUGCUGCACUGCUCCUUCAGCUUGGAGCACGUGGGCCACGUGGCGGCACGUGACGGCCUGUCGUUCUCGGCACGCGUACAGGUGUGCCAGAAGGGCAGUCAGACACGGCGCCAGAUGCUGCGGGUGUCCUCCUCCGAGAGCAGUCAGGUGUCCAGUCCACUGCCGGCCCGGCCGACGCCGUCCACGGUCUCGGCCAACACCACCGGCUCCUCCUCCGGCUCGUCGGUGGUCGCCCUGGACAGGAGCAGCGGCAGGUUGUCUGCCGACACCCGACACAAGCUGUGCCAGUGCCUGAACCCGCCCAACUCGCGGGGAAAUGACUGGCGCAUGCUGGCGCAGAUGAUGCAGGUCAACAGGUACAUCAACUACUUCGCCACAAAGAAGUCGCCGACGGAUGCUAUCCUGGAUCUUUGGGAGGCCCGGCACCCCGAGCAGUCGGCCAGCACUGAGCUUCUCAACAUCCUGAGGAUCAUGGGACGCGAGGACGCGGCGCAAAUCGUCGAGGCUCAGGUCGGGCCGCGGGUGUAACCUUGAACGAUGCGCGCCGAUUGGCUGAACCUGACGUGCAGUGAUCUGAUUGGUCGGUCCGCCGGUCGCGUGACGCCGCGACUGGUCGGACAGACGGCGAGCGAACUGUGAUUGGUGGAAAUGCUGUCGCGUGGUGGCGCGGUCCCGCGUGAUUGGUCGAACGUGGUGGUGUCCUUGAAACUCGUCAAGCCAGAGGUGCGAAGACCCCGAAAGAUAUCUCACCUGGAAUCUACCAUCGGUCAACCCUGCCAAUGUAAGCAUGCGCCUGCCAAUUACCAGUCGAUAUUAAUGCUCGCGCAACCCGCAGACGCCGCGCGCGAAUUCCUCCAGCUUGGCGAAUCCACCAGCGUUGCUGGCGGAGCUUGGCUAUCCGCUCGGUAUGUGUUCGUGCCACGCGAACGGUGCGAGUGUCGUCCGUGUCCGCCAAAUCAAAACGACUCACGCGGGCGCGUAUGGCCGAUGUGAUAUUUUUAUAUUUGUACAUUUGUAAGUGAGCCGCUGCCUGUGUUGGGCCGCUGGGUUUUCGAGCGCCGUUAACAGUAGGCUAUUUCUGCGUAUUUAUAGAUUGUUAAGCUGUACAGUUGAACGAGUGCCGAGAAAACGGUGUCCCUCUUCCGCGGACCGUGUUUCCACAGGCAUAACGCUUUCCGAGAGCGACACCACAUGCCGGGCAGUUGAGAGCAUCUACCGCCGAACUUGCGUCUUCCAAAUCAGUUGCCAAAUAUCGACGCACGCCCGCCCGUCGUGACUAAAAUGAAUCCAUAAACGCGACUGAAACGGCGCGCCAAGAACGCCUACGUCAACGCGGUCUCCAUGGUAACCGUUCCGGAGCUGUUUUCCUUCCAUUAGGAUGAUGGCCUAUCUCCUGCCACAGGGAAGCUCGAAUUCUGGGCUUGAGAGCAGUGUGUGUGUAUGUGUGUGUGCGCGGAUGUGUGGGUGGAUGUGAGAUUGGCCGCGAGGUCCACCGAAGAAGAGACGUGCAAUGUUUUUAGGUGGAGUGCCGACGGGGGCGGUCUUGCGUUGUUGGACCGACAGCCGUGUUUCAUGUUCACGUUAGUGUCGCUUGAGCAAGUGGGUGGUCGCAGUGCGUGAGCGACCUCCGGUAGUGCCUAUGCCCAAGUGAACUAGUCAUUUGAUUUCUGUAGCUGAAUAUAUUUUAAACGCAGUGA